GGUAAAUUAUGAAUGAUCGCACAAAAGACUCUCUUUGGGAAUCGAAUAAAUUAAUAAUAAAACAAGAACCUUUUGGAGAAAACAACAUGAAUCCAUCAGCGAGCGUUCCAAUUCCUUUAAGGAAGGAUGUACCUGAUUACCGCGACUUCGGGCUGGAAUUGGACAAUUCCGACUCGCCGUUAUAUACAAAUCUUUUGGAUCAAUUCCAAUCGUCAAACUCUUAUGGCGACAGCCCGCUGUGGCACGGAAAGCUAUUGAAUAGCGAUGUCUUAAAGUCAGAAGCGUUAAUCCAUAUGGAUGAGGACGAUAUAUUUCAGGUAGAUAAGGCCGAUUUGAUUCAGGGACCCACUUUGGCCGAGUUGAACGCCAACGACGAGACUUUAUUGGGCGAUUUAAAUUUUGACGACCUAUUGCUGCCAGACGGCAGGACUUACGUAACAAUAGGAAAAGCCAUUAGCAAUUUGUCGUAUAAUAAUAACAAUGAAACCCAGUAUGCAAAUUCUUGUCCAAGAACUGGCUUUGUGUAUUACAAAGAUGUUGAAUUACCUUCAAGUGCCCCGGUGGCUGGAGCUCUAGAUAGUUACGCCAAAAACGUCGUGCCUUCUUUUUCCUCUACCAGUUUGACUAGUUCAAGUUCUUCUUUAGUGCAAUCCUCUUCUCCCCAAAACAUAAACACGGGACCUCAAAAAAAUUACACCCUUGACGAGCUGCUCAAACAGGAAGACUACAAACCAACCGAUAUUUUAGGUCAAUCAGUACCAAAUCGAACAACUCCGUUGUCCGCUAUUAAUAUACUCUCAUAUAAAGGUGAAGUGAACAGGCUUUCCUCAUCUGCUCCAACUCAUUUGGGUCUCGAUCAAAUUUGGCAAAGAAGGGAACCAAGAAAACAUUUACUUUCAACCAGUUCCUUGGUUGAAGCAGGUUCUACUUCAUCCAUAUCGACAAGUGGCAUAUUGAGUCCUGAUCCGCAGGAUCUCUCUCACGACGAACUGGAAAGCGAAGAGGAGAGUGACGUUCAGUAUGAAGACUUUUCAUCAGACAAUGGUGAUUCUGAUGAUGAUGACGAAGCAACAAAACAAAACAAAAGAGACCGUUAUUUCUGGCAGUACAAUGUGCAAGCCAAAGGUCCAAAAGGUCAACGUUUGGUGACGAAAGCAAAAUUGGAGGACCCUCACGUUUUAAACGAGGUUCAGGAUCCAGUUUUUAGUCCAGACUGCUCUCUUAGAGGAAUCAAACACAGCGGUAAGGCCAGGAAAGGCGACGGUAACGACUUGACUCCCAAUCCAAGGAAAUUGUUUAAUAUAGGAAAGGAGCUGGAUAAUUUGGCAAAAGUGAUAAACGAUAUGACGCCUGUAAACGAACUGCCAUUUAACGUGAGACCGACUUCGAGAAAGGAGAAAAAUAAGUUGGCUUCUCGUGCUUGCAGAUUAAAAAAGAAGGCACAACAUGAAGCCAAUAAAAUUAAGCUGAGUGGAUUGGAAAUUGAACAUAAACUUCUAUUAAAUAAUCUUGAAUAUUUAAAGCAGACCCUUAUAGCAAAGUACAAAGACAAUAGAUCAGAGAAAAAGGAGGAGUAUGCUAAAACCUUGGAUAAACUGGCUAAAAGCAGUCAAAAAGUAAGAAUAGCUGGUCAAACCACUGAGUAUGUAAACAAGAUAAUUGAAAAAUACAAACCAGUAAAUCGUAGUACCGAGGAUUUAUAGAAAUAGGUUAAAGGUUAAACAAAAUUUCUUGGGUGAUCCAAUCAAAUUCAUCCUAAUGUAAAUAUUUAUUUAAAAACUAUAUCAGGGUUAAAAUGGUUUUUAAAG
This is a messenger RNA of Brassicogethes aeneus, 1808 nucleotides long. The record is from the annotation of a GenBank genome assembly. NCBI's taxonomy places the organism in Eukaryota, Metazoa, Arthropoda, Insecta, Coleoptera, Nitidulidae.